CUGGCCGCUCAUCCAGAAAGCGGAACAUUUGUGGAUUGACAGUGAACACAAGGCCCACACCAGGCUCCAUCAAUACAGCAAUGCCAGCUCCUACCAAUACUACCAUACAACCACCUCAAACUACUGCAUCAGGGGUUCCAACUGCUAAGAAAGACACCAGUAAUAUAUCAAGUAUUCUAUCAAGAGGGCAGGUAAAUCCUGAUCAAAUUCAACAUUUAGAAAUUCUUGGUUAUGGCAAUGGUGGAACAGUAUACAG
Molecule: messenger RNA, 256 nt
Organism: Exaiptasia diaphana
Lineage: Eukaryota; Metazoa; Cnidaria; Anthozoa; Actiniaria; Aiptasiidae
Product: dual specificity mitogen-activated protein kinase kinase 5
Molecular function (GO): protein binding
Source: RefSeq, a predicted model, not a curated record